Molecule: messenger RNA, 8143 nt
Organism: Chelonoidis abingdonii (Abingdon island giant tortoise)
Lineage: Eukaryota; Metazoa; Chordata; Testudines; Testudinidae
Source: RefSeq, a predicted model, not a curated record
UAAGUGCCGCGGCUGCUCGGAGAGCCCCCGGCUGUGUGGGGCGGAGGCCCGCACCCAGGCGGACCGAUUUCGUUCCCUUGAACUUUGUUCGGAAGCCGGGGCUGACGCUGCCUGUUUCCCCGUGCCCGCCCCGCCCGAGCGCAUCGCCGCUCAGCGCCCUGGCCACCUGCCCCGCAAGAUGUGAGCGCGGGGACAGCUCCCUGGGGACCCGGCUCGCCCCGCCGCUGCCUGCCGCAGGGACACCGUGACUUGGGUGCUCCCGCUCGCUGCGGUUCCGAGCGCGCUGCUGGGGGAGCCGGGCCGAGUCGCGCACCGGGGUGCCAUGCCCAACUGAUCCCCAGAAGCAUGUUUGGGCUAGAGCAGUUUGAGCCGCAGAUGAGCAGCAGAAACGCCGGACAAGGAGAAAGAAACUUUAGCCAGGCCGGACUGACCAUGAGCUCCCACUUCAAAUCGGCAGCUUUCCACUCUGGGGGCCCCGCGGACCCGGCCAUCAGCGCCCUGGCCGAGCCUGCCAUCCUGGGCAUGAACAUGAACAUGGCUGGGGAAGCGUACGGCUUCCACGCCCGGGGACACUCGGAGCUGCAUGCAGGGGGGAUGCAGGCUCAGCCGCUUCACGGCUUUUUCGGCAACCAGCAGCCUCACCACGGUCAUCCCACCAGCCACCACCCGCACCAGCAUCACCCGCACUUCAGCGGCAACUUUGGGUCCGAGCCCAGCGCGUCCUGCUUGCAUGGAGGGCGGCUGAUGAGCUACAACAACAUGGGCAGCCAGCAAGCGUUUGCGGAGGGAUAUGAACAUAUGGCCGAGAACCAAGGAGGCGAAGGCUUUGGCCAGCAAAGGUCAGGUAACAUGCCUGACUUCCAGCACAACUCCAGCGCCUCUAACCACGCCGUGCCAGCACCCUGCCUCCCACUGGAUCAGUCCCCCAACCGGGCUGCCUCCUUCCAUGCGCUUCCAGCCUCCAGCUCCUCGGAUUCCCACAGCCUGGAGCAGAGGAGGCUUCCCCACCAGGGAGGCGUCGAUUCUUUGGAAUACAAUUACCCCAGCGAUGGCCCUUCAGGACACUUUGAUCUGCCAGUGUUUUCUCCUUCCGAGUCAGACGGGCAGCUUCCUCACUAUGGUGCUGGCAGACAAGUUCCUGGGGGCGGCAGUUUCCCUGGCACAUCUGUUUUGCCCAGAGCACCAGGCAUAGCGGGGAUGUCCAAAGUUCACCCGCAGCAGCAACAUGGUGUGUUCUUUGAAAGGUUUGGAGGUGCUCGAAAGAUGUCUGUGGGCAUGGAGCCUGGCGUUAAUGCCAGACAUCCUUUAAUGCAACAGCAGCAACAGACAGGUUUACUGGCCAGACAAAACUCCUGUCCGCCAGCAAUUCCUAGGCAACAGCAAACAGAAGCCAAUACUCCCAACCCCAACUUGCAGGACAAUGGGCCAAUAAUGCAGAACCAGCAUGCACAGUUUGAAUACCCUAUUCAUAGACUGGAGAAUAGGAAUAUGCAUCCAUAUACUGAUCCCGUGUUUAAUAUGCAGCACCCUCCUCCGCAGCAACAACCAAAUCAAAGACUGCAACAUUUCGAUGCUCCCUACAUGAACGUGGCCAAGAGGCCUAGGUUUGACUUCCCCAGUAACCCCGCUGUCGAUAGGUGCGCGUCCUGGAAUAACAAUCUGCACAGCGCGGGCAUGGAAAACCAUCUAUCGCCUUCCGCCUACCCUGGCCUUCCGGGCGAGUUCACGCCCCCGGUGCCGGAGAGCUUUGCGCCGGGGCCGCCGCUCCAGCACGCAGGCCCGGACCCCCAGGCCCUGCAGCAGCGCCAGAACGCCGCCCUGAUGAUCAAGCAAAUGGCGUCCAGGAACCAGCAGCAGAGACUCAGGCAGCCCAGCCUGCAGCAGCUGGGGCACCACGCGGACGUCGGCCCGAGCAGCCUGGUGCACGCGGGCCCCGGCAUAGCCAUGACCCGCAUCCCGGCAGAACUCGAGCGCGAGAGCGGGCGGCGGGCCAACUUCGAGCCGCAGCUCGCACGCCCGGACAGGGCUGGUUCCCCGCCCGCACCCGCGGGGGAGCUGCUGUCGCGCAAUGGGCGGCCCCGACGACCGGCACUGAGCCGCACAGAGCUCACCGGCGAGAACGGCCCGCCUAGCUCUCCGGCGGCCGGACGGACACCUGCCGCCCUGCACUUCCCGGGCGUCCACUCCAGUGUCGCGCCGCAGCACGACUGGCCGCUACGAGUCGAUAACCCACGUCACGCAUUCCCCAAAGAAGAAUGGCUCUCAGCCCGAAAAAGGGCAAGCGAAGCGUGGUCCCCUCCACAAGCACACGUCUCGGCCCCGGCCGCAUACGUUCUGUGCCGAAAACGCUCUCAACCCAACGCCAGGCGCGCACUCAUGCUGUCUCAGGCUGGCUCGCAGCGACGGCACGAGACCCUAGCCUCUCGACCGGACUACAGCGCACCUGAGCGCGCCAAAGCUGCAGCACGCAAAACGAGGCCAACGACGGCGCUGGCGAGCAAGGCAGGCUUGGCGGCGAGGCGAAGCCGGCAGGACAGCGGGAACCGCGCGCCCACCGUCAGCCAAACCUCGGGCGGCUUCUUCGCAAGAUUCCCGCCGGCCGAGGGCGGCGGCGCGGGCACACAGCCGCCCAGAACAAAGCCGCUGACCUCUCCGCCCUCUCGACGCCAAGGGCGCGAGCGACUGCUGGCACGAGCCAACGCCCGCACCAAUCAAGCCAUCGCUGACGCGGCAUACCAGAGCGCCACAAGUCGACGGCGGCUCGCGCGGGAUUCUCACCGACGAGCCCACACCGCCUACGCGCCUUGCGCGGCGGCGAGCACGCGCUGCUCGCGCCAGCAAGCCGCUGGCCCUGGGCUGCUGGGGCCGCGGCCCCGACGGCUACGGGCUGGCGGCGGGGGCGCCCACCCGGGCACCCCGGGCCUGGAGCAGGUGCGCACCCCCACCAGCACGUCGGCCCAGGACGAGAUCCACCCGCUGGAGAUCCUGCAAGCGCAGAUCCAGCUCCAGCGGCAGCAGUUCAGCAUCUCCGAAGACCAGCCGCUGGGCAUGAAGAGCAAAAAGGCCGAGUGCCCCGGCCAGAACGGGGAGGGCGAGUUGAACAGUUGUUGCUCGGAUAACGUCAAAGGGGCCAUGAGCACGAUAGACCUUGACUCUCUGAUGGCAGAGCAUAACUCUACCUGGUACAUGCCUAGCGAGAAGUCCUUGAUGGAGGGACCAGAGGAGGACAAACCUAUGGCACCGUGGGAGAAGUCAAAGCCUCAGAAUCCCAGCAAAGAAGCCCACGAUCUUCCCCAGAACAAGACCUCAGCUGCGGCGCAGACUGGCAGCCAUUUGCAAUGCCUCUCAGUCCACUGCACGGAUGACAUGGGCGAGUCGAAGGGCCGGACUGCGGUGCCGACAUGGAGAUCCCUGCACUCAGACAUCUCCAACAGAUUUGGGACUUUUGUGGCUGCCCUGACUUGAACAAAAGGAAAUUAUUUUUUUCUCUUAAUUUUAAAGGGCCGAUACUUCUACGUGGACUAUUUUUCUAGGUUGGUACCUGCUUAGUGGCAUAUGGACUGGAAAGGGUUAAUUUAAAGUAAACCUCAAUUUUUUUAAUCUUCUGCCACAGUAUGUUACCAGUGUUAACCCUUCUGCAGUUAGCACACUUUUGUUUAAGAUUUUCCUGUUAGAUCAUUUCCCCUAUUAUUCUGUGAUCUUGGCAUACGUUUAUAGAUGAGGCCUUUUCCUUUCAUCUCAACGUAUGUCCAAGUAGUGUGUCAUAAUAAGACAGAUACUUCUCCUUCUUUUUUUUUUCUUCUUCUUUUUUUUUGCCUCACCCCCUCCUCAGCUUUGUUCAGUGCUUAUUAAAAUGGAAAUCCUGAAGAACAGCAGUUCAGGAAUAAAUGCCGGUUGAAGUGAAAUUGUCAUCAUAUUAUAUAUUGACACCAAGCUUUCGUCAGUCACAACCAAACCAAACAAUUAAUGCUCUAUUAAGUAUUCAGUCUGUGAUUUUUGUCUCUCCUGAGAUAAUUUAUUUUUUGUUAUCAAGAAUACAUUCAGCCUUCAUCUCUUGCUGUUAAGUGGAGACAACUAUUCAGUUUAUUUGCUGACUUGAAGCCCAGAUAUAGAGUGUUAUUCUGAACAAUAGGGCCUGGAGCAGUGAAGCCUGAUUGACCAAACAUGUUUUAAAAAAAAAUUGAAACUGCCAGUUAAAGCAUUUUAAUCCCUUUUCCACCAAGGACCAAGGUUUGAGUGGGAUUCCUUGCACCCUUCUCUCUCUCACUGGGGAGACAUGGGGAGUGCAGAUCACCUCCAGGACACAGUAUGUAUCUAAAGUCCCCACAUCUUUAAUUUUGCUCCCAGAAGAAGGGAAGUUUAAAUACCACAUUAUCUCUGUAAUGGUUGAAGCAGGGGCUCCUUUUAAGGAAAAUCACACAUACCAAACCCCGUUUGUACUGUGCUCUUCCUGUGAAACAACUUCCUGAUACAUGAAUGUAAAAAAGCUCUAAUUCCUUGACAUGAGGAACUCCCCUGUGCUAGGCUAAAUUUAAAUCGGCCAUCCAGCCGUUACUUAGGCCUUGUCAACACUACCACUUAUGUUAGCAAAACUUAUGUCACUCAGAGGUGUGAAAAAAACACCCCGUGGACGACAUAAGUUUCGCCAGCAUAAGUGACAGUGUACACAGUGCAGUGUCAGUGGGAGAGCUUCCCCUGUGGACACAGUUACCGCUGCUCGUUGGGGUGGUUUAGUUAUGUUGAUGGGAGAGCUCUUUACCAUCAGCAUGGAGUAGCUAUGUGGGAGAUCUUACAGUGGCACAGAUAAGGGUUGCCACAUUUCUUAUUUCCCUUGAGGCCCAGCCCCCUUCUUUGCCUCUUCUCCCCCCCUCACCUCCAAGAUACCUCCCACCGAUGCUCACUGGAUCAUCUCCACCUCCCACCCCACCCCACCCACCAGCUAGGCUCCCUCUGCUCCGGGGCUGGGACAAGAGCUGCUGCAGCCUGACAAGGAGCCUGUCUGCAGGUAGGAGCGGCCCCAACUGAGGAGGGGCUGACAGGGGUUAAUGACUCAGCACCUCCCCUUGCCCUGCGGUAACCGGAUUGUUGGUGUCUGGUCAGUACAUCUGACCAGACGCUGCCAGGUCCCUUUUUCAACCAUACUUUCCGGUUGAAAACCAGGCGCCUAGCAACCGGACACAGAAGCCAAAAACCGGACUGCUUGGGUAAAACCUGGGUGGGUGGCAACCCUAGUGCAGUUGCAUCGAUACAGCUGUGCCACUGUAAGCUCUCUAGUGUAGAUGUAGCCUUAAAUUACCAAAGUAGUCACAAGUCAGCAAUGAAGCAAAGGCGUCAUUUUUUGGCUAAAGAAGAAGGUGCCUCAGAUUGCUGGUAAAGUUUUUAGUAUAGCUGCUUGUCCCCUUUUUCCACAGCAGGGCUUUGGUGCCAUUACUCAAAGUGCUACCCUUUAAUGUAUGUGACUGAGAAUAUUGAAUAUGUGAGAUAAGGCAUUUUCAGGAGUGGAACCAAGCAUGAAGCUAGGAAAUUUGGUACAUAUCAGUGUGUACUGGUGGGGAUCCUUUUCAUUCUAGCCAGUCCUCACAUUUGUGCACCUGUAUGUCAGAGAUUAGCAUUCUCUAAACUGCCUAGGGUGCUGGUGGAGCCUAAAGUAGAUCCCAUAAUUCCUGCUGGUAAAGACAGUUUCUGUUUGACAUUUGUCGUGUUUUAAGGACAGUAUUAUUAGAUACAUACAAUAAAAGGAAACCAUUCUUUCCUGCCCUUCAUAGAUAAUACUCAUCAGGACAGAAAGCUGGAAACAAAUGAGCUAAAAACAAAAAUUAAAAGAUGAUCAGACACUGGUGUGGUUUUACAUAACGCUAUCUAUAAUUUGCGUAGCCUCUGCUUACAGUAAGACUAAACGCUCCCACCGUUGUUCAGACGUGUUCAGUCCAGUGAUGUUGUAACAGUUUUUAUAGUGGGGAUGCUGAAGGUGAAAACCAUGUAUUUGGGUGUUUGUUACUAUUUCAAGCCAGGGGGUGUGGCAGCACCCCUACUUCCAGCACUCAGUCUCCUCCACUCCUUUGUGGUUACUAAGACCAUUGGAGGAUUAGAUCAUAGCUGUGAAAUAAAGGACUGAAACACCAUGGUUAUUUGUCACUUGCUUCAUGGAUUCACAGUGUGCCCCGUUUUGAGGGUUGGGUGUUCAGAGGUCUGUCUUGAAUUUAUCUUGGAUGGUCGCAGUGGGCCAUUGGUUUUUAAGCAGAGUUCUGUAUUGAUACCACUGGGGAGGGAAUUGUGCUUAAAAACUCAUGGUAUAUUGUGGUACUGAAAUCUUUCAAUCAUGCUGUUUCAAAACUCUCAACAUUUUAAAUGAUGUUACAGAUGGUAUUUAACUUGUCACGUUCUCCUACCUCUCUUAUUUGGAACAAGCUCUCAUUGGCCUUAUGUGGAUUUAUUUUCCAGUUGUGUAACUGCUUACUGAGUUGACUUGGGUAAUUUUUUUUUUAAACUAGGAAAUUAUAAUAAGGGUCCUUGAGUUUUAGUUGUUGUUUGUUUCAGAAUUUAAAAAACAUCCCUGAUUUUGAGAAACUUUUAAUCUUUUUUUAAAAAGAUUUUAUUGACGCUGGAACGGUUACUGGAAAUACGGAGUUUGCCCCGGCUAUAAUUUGGUGAAUAUGGAGUUAGCUUGUAUUCAUGACGCUUGGCUGGAUCCAGAUGAAAGGCUCAAAUCUUCUACCCUUCACCUACUCUAAAUAACAUUGUAUGAGGUAAUAUAUAUCCCGAUGUAACAGUUGUUACCCAGCCUUACUUUGGAGAACGUGACCCAACCCAAGAAAGCACAGUUUAAGUCCCAGUUCCACAGAGUACUUAAGUAUAUGCUUAAUUUUAAAUAUAAGUAAUUCCAUCUCUAGUCAUCAAAGCACUUAUGCAUGUGCUUUCCUUGAGGCACGUGUUUCUCUCGUUAGCUUUAAUGGAAUUUAAACCAAGUUUUAAAAAAAAAUAGGAGGGGGAGGAAAUUUGGUUCAGUCUCUGGAACUGCCUGUUUGUUUAUCAGAACUGUUUGGACAAUACUGCAGAUCUGCUUAACCUUUUUGGUAGCUUUGUUCCAUCCACCAUGUCUCCCUGACUUGUAAAUGGCUUAUUCUCACCUUAACUGAGGGACAGAAUGCCAGCUGCCUAAUAGUAAUUAUUGAGGUGAUACCAGCACAUUGCAGUGGGAUUUCAGGGUGCCUAUUUGCAAAAUUCUGGUGGAAUAAGGUAUAUGCAUUUAUUGACCAGGUCAGUGUUUGUUACUAAGUUUUUGUUACCUGUGAUAAGUUUCCUGUCCAGCUUCUCCAUUGAUUUGAUGAUAAGUGCGCUGAUUUUUUUAAACAUAUACAAAAUAUCAGCAAAGCAGUAGAUUAUUAUAAAAAAAAAAUUAGUUUCUGGAAUAAUGAUACUUGUCUUCAUUUUUAAAAUGCUUUGAGAGCUAAAGAUGAAAAAUGCUGUGUGAGAGCUAUAUAUCACUAUAUCUUUAUUUUAUAGGGCAGGAAAGCUACAGGUGGGGAGUGACUUGAGAUGAGUCCCAGAGCUGGGACUGUAACACUGUUCUCCUAACUCCUAGUCCAGUAUCAUACCCGUUGGCCUAUCUGCUUCUUCAGUAUAAUUUUAAAACUCCUGCCUUUGAGGACAAUCUAAUCCAAUAAGUAAUGAAAUUCAGUGAAUUGCAAAUGCUGCAAAAGUGGCUGCAUAAAGCCAAAAAAAACGUUUAAAGUGCAUCUGCAUAUUUUGAAAGACUUCAUGGAGGUGAAAACAGUAGUUUUAUGUUAAAUAUGCAUUUAUCAUGUGUACAAGUUUCAUUUCGUGCUGCAAACAGCUGCCUGAAAUAAUAUGGCUUCAUACUGCAGUGUCCACUUUGAUCUGCCUGGCAUUUUCAGUUGCUGUUCACAGGCACGUAGUAUAGGCAGCAGUCUAAGCAGCAUUUUAGAAAUUAAAUCUUUUAGUUCCGACCCCUUGAGGGUAAAUUUCUCCCUGCACAGUGUUUGCUGACUUUUUUGAUAUAUGUUAAAAGAAAUUUCAUACUUACACUUUGAGUUUAAGUAUAGUAGCAUAUUGAGCAAAAUAUCUUUUUUUUUUUUUUUUCUUUUUUUGUUAUGGGGAGUGAUGAGUCAUCCUUGUCAAAAAA